Messenger RNA from Lontra canadensis (Northern American river otter), 1790 nucleotides. Its product is annotated as myeloid cell surface antigen CD33-like. Gene Ontology annotation, biological process: cell adhesion. The coding region runs from base 95 to 1198 and encodes 367 amino acids. The transcript has 7 exons. Gene Ontology annotation, molecular function: sialic acid binding. The record is from RefSeq and is a predicted model, not a curated record. Gene Ontology annotation, cellular component: plasma membrane. NCBI's taxonomy places the organism in Eukaryota, Metazoa, Chordata, Mammalia, Carnivora, Mustelidae.
CUCCCCAGCUUCCCGUGGGUCCCCCUCAGCCUCCCUCCCACUGCCUUCCUCUUCUCCUUCACCCACCGGAGGCCACACACCCUCCAUCUCACAGAUGCUGCUGCCGCUGCUGCUGCUUCUACCCCUGCUGUGGACAGGGUCCCUGACUCAGGGCUCAGAAUUCUGGCUGCAAGUGCAGGAGACGGUGAAGGUGCAGGAGGGCCUGUGCGUCUCUGUGCCCUGCCGCUUCUCCUACCCCUACUCCCCAUCCUACUGGACCUCGUCUUCCCCUGUUCAUGGCUACUGGUUCCGUGAAGGGGCCAGUGCACACCAACAUGCUCCAGUGGCCACAAACAACCCAGGUCGUAAAGUGCAGGAGGAGACCCAGGGCCGAUUCUACCUCCUCGGGGAUCCCCGGGCCUACAACUGCUCGCUGGACAUCAGAAGUGCACAGAGAAGGGACUCGGGGACAUACUUCUUCAGGGUGGAGAGAGGGUCUUCUGUGAGCUACAGUUACACACAGAACCAGCUCUCUGUGCAAGUGACAGCUCUGAACCACACACCUGACAUCCUCAUCCCGGGGACCCUGGAGUCUGGACACCCCAGGAACCUGACCUGCUCUGUGCCCUGGGCCUGUGAGAGGAGCACACCGCCCAUCUUCUCCUGGACGUCAGCUGCCCUCACCUCCCUGGGUCCCAGGACUCACCUCUCCUCAGUGCUCACCCUCACCCCACGGCCUCAGGACCAUGGCACCAACCUCACUUGUCAAGUGUACUUCCCUGCAGCUGGUGUGAUCGUGGAAAAGACAGUCCAGCUCAAUGUCACCUGUGCCGCACAGAACCCAACAACUAGUGUCUGCCUGGGACACAGCCCAGGGAAACUGGGGAUCUGGUCAGGAGUGAUUCUAGGUGCCGUUUCGGGAGCUGGUAUCACCAUGCUGCUUGUUCUCUGCCUCUGCCUUAUCUUCUUUGGAGUGAAGAGCUGCAGGAAGACAGCAUCCCGGAGAGCAGUGGGCAUGGACGGCAGCCCCCCGGUUGUAGAGCCAGCUCCCCUGGAUUACCAGGAGGAGUCCAAGUCAGACCUCCCUGCUGACCCCACAAGCUCUGCAGGAGUGCCCCCCACCUCAGAAAUGGAGCAGGACCUGCAUUAUGCCUCUGUCAGCUUUCACAGAAUGGAGAAGGACACCUAUGCAGAAUACUCAGAGAUCAUGACCCAAUGAGGAACCAUCUGGCCCAUCAGUCUUGGAGAGAGCAUCCAUACCCUCCAGGAAGGGGGACUAAAGCCUGAUUCUUGGAGAGUUAACAACCCCAUAGGCAAUGGAUUUACAAACUCCUGAAUGUGAGUUUCCUGCUAUAUUGAAACUAAGGCUUUACAAGCAGAGAGGCCUGGGGUGGAAUCCAUGCUUUCAUUUAUCAACAGUAUGACAUCAGGCAAACCAUUUUACCCCUCCAUGACUCGAUUUCCUGCUUUGCAAAAUGGAUGUAAGAAGUCCCACCUCACAGUGUUGCCACGAGGAGUAUAUAAAAGUGCAUAUAGAAAAAACCCAGCAGAAGCUCUGAUGCACUGUGAGAGUUUGGUGCCCACUAGUUCCUUCCCCCUUGAACAGAAAGGUGUUGGUGACAUUUCACCUAGAGACUGAGUGUUUUCUGUCUGGGACACCAUAUCAGCAAUGUGUCAGUCUCACUUUCAAAACCCUUCCAUGUUGUAAUCAUUUUGUAAUAUAUACAUAUAGCAAACCAUUACAUUGUAUAAUUUAACUCACAUAAUGUUAUGUGUCAACUAUAUCUCAAUAAAGCUGGAAAAAAUAAACU